This is a messenger RNA of Periconia digitata, 1035 nucleotides long. Lineage: Eukaryota; Fungi; Ascomycota; Dothideomycetes; Pleosporales; Periconiaceae. The record is from the annotation of a GenBank genome assembly.
CUCCUUCUCCCCUGCGAUACACGCUACUCGAUGCCACUGAUACGGAUGCCGACGUUUCACCCAGAAAACAUACCUGCCGCUGUUUCUGCUUUCCGACCUUCCGGCGAAGUCCCUGUGCGACAUUCACGGUAUUUCGAUGGCGGUCAGUGUCGCAUCUUCAGAGUAGACUUUUCGGACGGAGUAAGUUGGUCUGUACGCAUUCCAAUCCACUUCCAGAACCACUCUCAAGAUGCCAUUAUUUGCACUCUUCAGAGGGAAUAUGAUGUGCUUCUAGAGAUCGGCAGGAUGGACUUUCCCUGGGCUCCAAAAUGUCACGGGAUUAGCCUCACAUUUGACACUCUCGUUGGAUUUCCGUUCAUAAUUCUGUCAUGGAUUGAAGGCUCGCCCCUAUUCUGGACUUCCAACUACCCAGCAAGGCCUAUUAGGAAUAAAUUACUUUGUCAGAUCGCUGAUAUACAAGUGACUUUGAUUGAGCGCACUACAGAAACCAGCACCGCCACCCAGUAUUUCUCAAGAUUAACAGAUAACAAGUUGCGCCGAGUUCGUAAUGGUGAAAUUCCCGGUUUGACCGAACAGGACUGUUUCGACCUAAAAAAACAUCUCUUUGAGGUAUUGAACCCUGAGCUAGAGGACGCGCCAUUCGCCAUGGAUCAUGGGGAUUUAGCACCUCUGAACAUUAUAGUUGACCCGGAAUACAACAUCACUGGUAUCAUCGACUGGGGAUUUGCUUCCAAAGUUCCAAUCCAACUGGCUGGUCGCUUGCCUCGCUUUCUUCAGCUAUCAGAACUUGUCCUACCUCCAAGUCCAACUCUGCGGGAAGAUCGAAAAGCUUAUAUUGCUUCGCUCAAGUCCAACUCCUCCCAAGUAGCAUUUUGGAUGUCACUUAUCCAUUCAUCUGAGGAUGUUGAUUUUCGCCAUUGCGUUCUGGAGUCGAUGAUUAGCAAGGGUAUGCACCUUUCGCUUGCACGUCUGGGAUGGACACUUCCCUAUGAUGGGUCGCGGGAUAGUUUUGAAACUGAACUAAAGAAAGAUUGA